Molecule: messenger RNA, 13254 nt
Organism: Hemicordylus capensis (graceful crag lizard)
Lineage: Eukaryota; Metazoa; Chordata; Lepidosauria; Squamata; Cordylidae
Gene: FHIP1A
Product: FHF complex subunit HOOK interacting protein 1A
Exons: 12
Coding region: 433-3450 (1005 amino acids)
Source: RefSeq, a predicted model, not a curated record
CACAUCAGGUAAUCGGGGGGGUUACGUCCGACGUACAUUUCCACAAUUUGUCCCAUUGCUGUUUAGAAGAGAUACUCUUGUCUUUUUGCACAUAACCAUACAAACUUUUCCAGAAGAGAUUUACUGUCUCAUCUGCGUGAACCUCUUGGUCGCGUCUUCCCUCCCUAUUCCUAUGCAGGAGCAUUGCAUAAAUGACAUACAGGUUUACUAACCUUACGAGAAGGGGAACGUUCCAAUUCCCUAGUAUGAGGGCACCCGUUCCGUCCCGUUUCCUUGAAGAUUUCUUUCUGGGACCUCGAAAGGAGGUUCUAUCGCUCAAACCCAAGAUCAAAAAUGUCUACCCAAACGUGACACUUUGUAAUGCUGUGAUUUGCUACACUGACCACAGAGGAAGUAGAAUAUGACCUAGUAGAACUGAUCUUGGGAGAAUUUAUGAUGUCCACAGGUACAGGUAGCAGGAAAAACCAUCGGGCUGUGUGCCUUGAAGGAGUCGAUCCUGAAACCUGCAUGAUAGUGUUUAAAACCCAUUGGGCACAGGUUGUGAAAAUCUUGGAGAAGCAUGACCCGUUUAAAAAUAUCCAGGCAAAAUAUGGGGCAAUUCCUCCAGAUGAAGCCAGCACUGUGCAGAAUUAUGUAGAGCACAUGCUCUUCUUGUUAAUUGAAGAACACACAAAGGAUGCUGCAAUGGGACCUAUCCUGGAGUUUGUUGUCACAGAGAAUAUCAUGGAGAAGCUCUUCCUCUGGAGUCUCAGGAGAGAAUUCACAGAUGAGAUGAAAAUUGAGCAGCUGAAGAUAUAUGAAAUGCUUGUCUCUCAGUCUCACCAGCCCCUGCUGCAUCACAAACCCAUCCUGAAACCUUUGAUGAUGUUGCUGAGUUCUUGCUCAGGAACCACUACACCAGCUGUGGAAGUAGAGCUGGUAGUUCUGCUGAACCAGCUGUGCUCAAUCCUAGCCAAAGAUCCAUCCAUUUUGGAACUCUUUUUCCAUACCAGUGAGGACCAAGGAGCUGCAAACUUCCUAAUUUUCUCUCUCUUGAUUCCUUUCAUCCAUCGAGAAGGGACUGUAGGUCAGCAGGCUCGUGAUGCACUGCUCUUUAUUAUGUCACUUUCUGCGGAAAACAGUAUGGUUGCUAAUCACAUAGUAGAAAACACUUACUUUUGUCCGGUGCUAGCAACAGGCUUAAGUGGCCUAUAUUCAUCUCUGCCUACAAAACUAGAAGAUAAAGGAGAAGAAUGGCACUGUCUGCUGAAAGAUGACUGGCUCCUUUCUCCAGCUCUUGUUAAAUUUAUGAACUCCCUAGAGUUUUGCAAUGCAGUGAUUCAGGUGGCACAUUCUUUGAUUCGCAACCAACUUGUAAACUAUAUUUAUAAUGGAUUUCUAGUGCCAGUAAUGGCUCCAGCUCUUCAUAAGGUGACUGUGGAGGAGGUAAUGACAACAACUGCAUACUUGGAUCUGUUUUUGCGGAGUGUUUCAGAGCCAGCUCUGCUGAAGAUCUUCCUCCGUUUUAUCCUGCUGCACCGUCAUGAGAAUGUGCACAUCUUGGACACUCUUACAAGCCGCAUAAACACUCCAUUCCGGCUCUGUGUGGUUUCCUUGGCAUUAUUCAGAACACUUAUCAGUUUGCAUUGUGAAGAUGUGAUGUUACAGCUAGUUUUAAGGUACUUGAUAUCAUGUAAUCACAUCAUGUUGAGCCAAAGAUGGGCUGUCAGGGAAAAAGACUGGUAUUCGGUGUCUGCUGCUAGACUGCUUGCCUUGACUCCAGUCUGCUGCUCUAGUGGGAUUACUCUGACGUUGGAAAGGCAAGAAAAGGAUUAUAUCCUGUGGAGAAAGAACCUACACGGAGCAGGUGCCGCUGAGGAGCCACCCAGCAGCAGUGCUGCAGAUUCCACAUGUAUUGUGGAAUAUGGGAAAGCAGUUGAUAUCAGUUACCUGCAGUACCUUUGGGAUGCUCAAGCCCUCAUACUCCACUGCAUGAAAGACUGCCAGGUUUGGUCUGCUCCAUAUGAUGGCAAAACCCCUGAUCCUCAUACUUUUAUCCAACCUCUGAUUGAAGAUGAUGGUAAAAACCUAGAUCAGCCCAUUUUCCGACUCCAGCACAGACCCCCUAGUAACUGUAGGUCCACUCAGGUGACUCCGCUGGGAGAGAAGAUGCAUCUGGAGCUGGAGUGGGAUGAUAGUUAUGAUACAGGGAUUUCUCCUGGAUCUGAUGCUGGCUCUCCCCAGCAUGGGGAGAAUGUAAACAUACAACCUUCCACAGAGCCACCAAAGCACAUUCAAGAGAUGAAGAAGAAUGCAAUCAUGCUGAUUAAAGGGUCAUAUAUAGAGGAAUCAGACUUUCAGGAUGAUGUUAUGGUUUACAGACUGUGUGCUCAAAAAGAUGCUCAGGAAGUGGAUGGUUUAAAGACGCAAGUUUUAAAUGUGACUGUGUCAAAAUCUCAAAAUGCAGCUAAUCAAGAGCAGCUCCCUACCAAUGGUCCCCUUAAAGGUCCUCAGCCAGAUGCAGAUUUGGAAGAGGACAAUAUGAACUUGACCCAGCAAGCAACACCUGAACAAAUGAAGGAUUUGGAACUACAGGUGUCUUCUCCAGAAGCAGAUCACAAUUCUAACAUGAGCCUGCUGAGUCCAGAGAGCGAGGAUUUUAUUUCCCAAUGCGAUAACAUCAUUAAAGAACUGGAUUCUAAUUCUACAGGGUUAGUGGAACUUAAAUUGCUUCUUCCUGAUCCCAUCUCCCCAGUGGAAGAGGAGGACGACUUUGAAAAUUUUUCAGCUGACACUCCAUCAGCAGAAAGCAUGCCUUCACCCUUUGGAUCAAAAGAUCCAUGGUCCAGCAAUCCUGCAAGAAUCCAGAGUGUCCCAUUUACAGGACCAUUUAUCAGUGUGGUGCUGUCAAAGCUGGAAAACAUGUUGGAGAACUCUUUGCAUGUAAAUUUGCUGCUCAUUGGCAUCAUUACUCAUCUGGCCAGUUACCCACAGCCCCUUCUUCGUUCAUUUCUGCUCAACACCAACAUGGUGUUUCAGCCUAGUGUGCGAUCGCUAUACCAGGUGCUGGCAUCUGUGAAAAAUAAAAUUGAGCAAUUUGCUUCCAUUGAAAAGGAUUUCUCUGGCCUUCUCAUACAAGCCCAGCAGUACCUGCUUUUACGAGUGGACAUGUCUGAUGUUCCUCUAGAGUCAUUGACCAAAGUUUCAGAUAGUGUACAAAACCAUAAUGUUAUGGGGAAGGGUAAGAACCUUUCAGAGACUUCUCAAGCCAUUCUGCAGCCUUUCUUGGGAAGUAAAGCAAAGAAAGGAGCCACUCUUCCCAGCGUCCCCCUGCACAUCCGGAAUGCCAUCCUUGCGGCAGCCCUGUUUCCGGAAUUUCUCAAGGAGCUAGCGGCUCUUGCACAAGAACAUUCCAUUCUCUGUUACAAAGUAUUUGGUGACUUUGAGGAUUAUUAUCGAGAUUUAUUUUAAGAGAGGUUCUUUAAAAGUUUUAAUGUUUGUUUGUUUUAACACAGAGCUACUUACAGAGGAAAAUCCACUUUAUGUUCCUGGUAAUACUUGAUUUGGAGGAAGAUUGUUAAAUAUUUAUGUUGGGCCUUAUUUCCAACUGUGCAACGUACCAACUUGAUGUAUUAAUGGAACAACUACUUAUUGUACCUUAUCUCCACCCUUGAUUUGACUUACCUCAGUUUCUCUCUUUUAAAUACUGCAGUAGACACUUUGGGGUGAGUUAGAAAAGGCACAAUAUUACAACCAGCUACAGGAUUUCCUCCCUCCCGCUAGUAGAGUUGGUUGUUCAGUAAGAGAGUACUUAACAAGACCAGCAUGACAAAUCCAAUAAGCCUUUUAUGCAAAUGACUUUUUAGCUAUCUUUUGAAGAGGAAGUUAACAAUCCUUCCCCUAAAUUCUGCUUUACCAGUUGCUGGAAUUGUGAAUCCAAAUUGAUUCAAUGUAUAUAAGCCUGUGACUUUCUGAAAGCAGGUGCUGUGUUGAAUACGUACCAUGUUGCCUUAUGUUGUGGACAAGUCUGAAGCUCUCAGCUGUUGACUGCUUUGAAGUUUAAAUGAAACAGGAAAAAAAAUGGAUAUUGAGUGCAGACCAUGUGGAAUUAUCCCUUGCCAUUUCUCAGAAUUCUUUGGAAAUACUAGAUUGCUACCUAAACUCUCAAGCCUUAUUUUAGUACGAUUUGCACAGAGCAAAAUGUUUCUAUGCAAGGUGUAUUUUUUUGUAGAACACAUUUGUACACUUUCAUUGAUAAGCUAAAGAAAAAUAUUCCACAAAAUGUUUAAGUAGUGUUAAAAGUUUAACUAGCUAUCUAUUUUGUAAGUCAGACUUUUUUAAAAAUGGGAAAGAGUAGCCUGCCUCUAUACGCUUUUUAAAAAUAUAUAAAUGUUUUGGUUCAAGAAAACUUAUAUGAUGCCCAUGAAAUGUUGGGUAAUUAUUUAUAGUGUAUGUUAACCUGUCGUAAUAUUGCACUUUGGAGGGACAGCAGAAAUGUAUUGCUCUCUAGCAAUAGAAAAGAGGAUGUUACCUGGGAUAUAUCCACUGGAACCUGUUGCAGCUGGUGUCCAAUUGCUUAAGAACAUUUUCUUUUUGUGAGUAAUGAGGCUCAUUAGAAAGGGUCCAACCAUGAUAAAUUGCUGCAUUAUAGCUCCAUUUCAGCUUCUGCUAGUAAGAGUAAUUGUUCCGCCGGUGCUGAAGCUGGCUUUGUAUAACCAGUGGUUCAGUUCUUGAAAGCUUUCAUUUUUAUUUUUUUUAACAAUAGCAGAAAAUGAGAAACUACUUCAAAACAAAUGGAAAUGGAAUGCAAAGGUAGGACUUUGAAAGCAAUUAGUUUUGCUUUGGUUUGUAAAUGCCAUAUAGAGGUACAAAUAACAGCUGCAAUAGUUCGUAUCUGCCAUGAUGGAACAUGGCACCUAAACAGAUGGGCAAUUCCAUAAAAGUUUGGAAGGACUGCAGUGUGUUUGCCUCAAGAUGGUAUAUAUUUCUUUAGAAGUUAAAAUGCAACAAGAGGGGAGCCACUGUCUCCCUCCAUUGGUUUUCCCUAAUCAGGUACUUUUGCCCAGAAUCCUUUUCUGCCUGCAGCAUGGGCAUCUGUUUGAGCCAGUCCCACAGAAUUCAAUGAGGCUUACUUCCAGGUAAGUUGGUAUAGGAUUAGUCUUACCCCUAACCCUGGAAAAAAAAAAGUCCUGCAGCUGCCCAUGGGCAAAAUUAAAAGUUCUUGAAGGUCAUCGAAAGCAAGCAUGCAAGUUAUAGGCAUCUUCUCCAUGCAGGAACAUGACAGUCCCAUCCUUUGUCCUGUUUUCUAUGCCUGUCAAUGUCUUCAUACUGCAUUUGGUUCUUCAGUAAAUAGGAACAUAGGAAGCUGCCUUAUACCAAAUCAGACCGUUGAUAUUGUCUACACUGACUGAGUACCAAUGACUUUUCCAAGGCUUCAGGCAGGAAGCUUUCCCAGCCAUACACCGAGGCCUUCUGCAUGCAAAGCAAAUGCUCUACUACUGGGUACAGACCCAUCCCCAAAUAAACGCAGUGGUCUCUCAGUUCUAUUCCUGCACCUAUUUAUUGGAAGUAGAUCCAUCCUUUCAAUGUGCUGUAUGUUAACUGAAGCAGACUUUGAAGUUGGACUUCCCAACUAUUAUGUUAUCACACUGUUGUUAGAUUGUUGUUGUUUUUUAAAAUGGGAUUUUGUAACUGGGGUGUAUGUUAGCCAUAAACAUAUGUGAACGUCUGGAAAUCUCUUGUUAAUAUGGAGUUGGAGCCAAAUAUUCCCUUGCACUGAUGGAAGGAAGGCCUCUCCCUCCAGUGGGAAGACCCCUUCCAUCAAAGAAAGGGAACUUUAGGAUCUAAUUCACGUGGUAGAAUUCUUGCUGUAAGAUGAUUAUAUGUUUAAAAACCAAGGAAACAGCCAUAUGAUGGACUAUGUAAACACUUUAUGAAAUUUGACCUACUUGUUGAAAAAGAACAAACCCUAAAAUUGUACCUAUGCAUUUUGUAGGUGUGUGGAAAAUAGAAAGUGAAAUUAUCUCGUGCUUAGUGUUCUUCUGGCUGUUCUUAGUGUGAUACUUGAAAAAGCACUGACAGUUGAUGGGCAUAUGUGAGCAUUUCAUUACAAAAGCUAAAGUGUGCACCUUGAUUGGAACAAACUAGGUCAGUUCUUCACUAUCUGGCCCAAUUAUUUUCCUUUUGACCUCGGGUGCAUCACAGUGCUCACCUGUGAUCAUUCAUGCAGUCUGUCCAGAGUUCCACAUCAAGUACAAUGAGGUAGGCAACCUCAGCUCUCCAGCUGUUGAACUACAACUCCUGUCAUCCACAGCCACAAUUUUUUGAGUUGUAGUUCAAUAACAGCUGGAGAGCCAAGGUUGCCUGUGCCUGGCCUACAAUAUUUGUACAACUUCUAUGCAUGCAAGCUUCCAACUUCCAUUUCAGUAGGAGUAUCCUGGGAUUCUGAGAGAGGGGUGCUUGUAUGUUUAUUUAUAUUUACUCACUGCUUUUCUUCUGUAAUGCACUCAAAGCCACUUACAGCCCACCAGAAACAGUAAAAACUAGUUUUUUUCAAAACUUAAAACACUCAUAAAAACUAGUUGACCUCAAGUGUCAUGUUAUGAAGUUAACAUACUGAAGUUAGGAACAGCAGACAAAAGUCAAAUGAGCCAAGUAUCAAUAGGAUGUUUUAAGCCAUGGGUCUCAACCUGGGAUUCUCAGAAGUUGUUGGAUAACCCUAUCACCUUUUAACUAUUGUGAUAGGGGUUGAUGGGAGUUCUAGGCCUGGGGACCUCAGGCUGAGAAUACCUGGUGUGGACUAGAGAUGUGCACGAACCAGCACUCAGCCAGUUCAGCAGCGGGGCUUACCUUUAAGGAGCAGGGAGGGUGCUCGUCCCCACCCCCACCACUGUGUUUCCCCACUGGCACUGUCUCCAAAACCACUGGCAUAGGGUGGCAGCGUACCCCAGUGCCCAAGUCAGUGUUGGACCGGACGUGGCUGGUGCUGUUAUAACUACUUUUGGCAUUACAGUUACUAUAGACAUAUGAGCAGACCUAGUCAUUGAAGUGGAUCAUUGUCAUGUGUUCAUUAUAAUAAUAGUCUCUCUCUCUGUGUAUAUACAUAUGGAACAGUGGCUGACAUCCUGACAUGUUUCCUCUGUGACAGAGGGCUUCAGGAAUGUAGGAAAAGCUUUGGAACAGUGUGUGCGUAACGGAGGCAGACAGAGCAGCAGGGAUGGUCCCCUUGCUUCUGUGCCCAUUUCGUUAGUCAGCCAGUAUUCUGCUGCCCGUUUCUCCAAAGAUAUCCUAGGAUGUAUCAGUUGCUGUUUAAGAGGAAGCACUCUGCUCUAUUCUAAAAUGGCAUUAUUGCUCAGGCAGGCAGCCGAGAGUUAUAAGCCUAGGUAGCUCCUGCAAAUAAGCCACUGUAGUAGCUGAACAAAAUGCUGCCGAAUGAACAAAAUAUGCCCACCAGAUUGUCGUUAUCACCCACAUGAUGAUGAUACAAAUGGACACAAGAGGAAGCCUAGCAUGCCAAGUUAUCACAGAAUUCAUGAUGUGAAUUCCUGAAGUGGGAAGCAGGAGCUUCAACAUGCCAUCUGUACAAGUAUCACAUGAAAAGGCCAAAAAAUCAUGAGGUAAGCAGUAUUGAACAUGAUAACUUUGAUCUGUUUCCAUCAAGUCAGAUCACUGGUCUCAGUAAGUUUUGUCUGUGCUGACUGACAAUGGCUCUCCAGCAUUUCAGGCAGAGAAGGGUCUUUCCCAGCCCUACUUGGAGGUGCCAGGGGCUGUAUAUGGGACCUUCUACAUGCAAAGCACCUUCUCUUAGGAUAUGGGGAGGGGAGCCAUAGCUAUCUUGGGAUAGAUAAUCUCACUAAAGAUGGAAGUAGUUAGAAACAUUCUGUUGCUGAUCUUAAUCCCCCCCCCCCCCCAUGUAUGUAUCUGUGUACUUCCCAAGAUAUCCCUGGCAUGGUUAUUUAGAUCUUUGAAGGUCAAAACCUUGAAUUAGACUUUGAAACACUUUUCCCCCAAGAAAAGAUUGCAGGAAAUUGAUGUUCUAGGAGCUCUGAGGUUGGCUGGCUCCAGCUGCAAGUCCAGAAUGCAGCCACUUGUUUGGCAUGCCACCUGAAUACAGUGGUUGACAUUCUUCAUAGUCUUUCACUGAUGGUAAGGACCUGCUGCACAACUUCAAAAAGCAGCUCUAAAGGCGCAGUGAGGGAGCUGCUGUGGGAUGCCUUUAAAGUCCUUCCGGCCAGCAGUGCAGCACUCCUUUGCAUUGGAAACAAAGGAUCUGGCUGUCAUGUAUGUAGGUCAAUUAUGACAUGAUGAUCUUACUAUAUUCUGAAUUAUAGUUUCAUGUUUUGAGGGUAGCUUGUUUUAAUGAGCAGUUUACUGGGCUGCAGGCACUAAAGUUGUUGCAUUUGCAAGUGCAGCCACAAAAUGCAGGCAAGCAGACUGUCCUUAACCCAUGUGUGCAAAAUAGAGAUUUUACUUCAUUUUGCUAGUCUGGUUUGUGUCACAUGUCAAAAGCACACAAACCUUGCAAAGACUUCUCUGAAAUCAAGUGCUGCAGUGUUCUGGUGUAAUUACCCAAGCCAUGAUUAUAGCACUAAUUCAAGCUGUAGUGUUGUAAUCAUUCCUAUAUAAAUGCCAUCUCAGGGAAAGUGAAAAUUGCAUCUUGGUUAAUGUGGCUUUGGAUUGCUUUGCAUAAGUAAGCUAUUUGGGAUAAUUUAGUGAUGGGUACUGGCCCAAAACCGCAUUUAAAAAGCAAGCAAGCUAGCCCUGAAAUACUGCUUCAGCAGUAAUGGUUAACAACUUUCCUUAACGAAGUCAGCUCAGAUAAAGUGAUAAACAGGUUGAUAUGCAAUCAGCAAGGAGCUAGGUGCACUCAGCCCAGUCUGCAUCUACUAACACUUCUCCAAAUUGUUGGAUCUUUUGUUUGACUCAGGAUGAAGUAUUUUGCAUUCAGGUUAGAUUUGUUUACAUUCGGUCUUACCAAGCAAAAUUUCCCAUUAACUCCACACAUCAUAUUCACUGCAUUAAAGUCCACUUGAUAUAUCUGAUUAAGUAGGUUCUUGCCUACAGACGCUUAUACCACGAUGAAUUUCAGUCUUUUAAGCUAUCUGAGCCACUGUGGUCAGUUGGUGCUCUGUAGCAAUUGGCAUUUUAAACAUGUUGGCCCACAGGAUGCAAAGCAGUAAAAGUAAAGUGUGCCGUCAAGUCGGUGUCGACCACAGAGCCCCGUAGUUGUCUGGUAGAAUACAGGAGGGGUUUGCCGCUGCCUCAUCUCGUGUAGUAUGCGAUAAUGCCUUUCAGCAUCUUCCUGUAUUGCAACUGCCCGAUAUAGUACCAGCGGGGAUUUGAACUGGCAACCUUCUGCUUGUUAGUCAAGCAUUUCCCUGCUGCACCACUUAAGGUGGUUGCAAAGUAGCACAGAGGUGUAAUACUGCACUGUAGGGCUGCUGCAGACUGGAAAGGCUGCAUGGGGGCUGCUCAGAAGGAGCAACUGCACAAACAGCACUUCCGCCAGUUUCCCCACGGUCCCAAAUGGGGAAACCGGCAGAAGCACUGCUUGCGCAACUGACUGACUUGUUUGAGCAGCCCCCCUUCUGCAUUCAGGGUCCACCCUGCUUUGGCAUUUGAAUGGGAGACUAUGUAGGAGCCGCUCUGAGAAGAGCACCUGCAUGCUUGCAUGCAGAAGGUCCCAAGUUCCUUCCCUGGCAUCUACAGGUAGGGCUGCGAGAGACUCCUGCCUGCAAUCUUGGAGAAGCCGCUGCCAAUCUGUAUAGACAAUACUGAGCUAGAUGGACCAAUGGUCUGACUCAGUAUAUGGCAGCUUCCUAUGUUCCUAACUUCACAACAACUGUACAAUAUUAGACCUCUCUCAAUACUGUGCCCUUCGUGGACUGAUGAAAGUGUUCCUUGUAGAAUAUAGUUCAAAAAUGUUAACAGAGAUCAGCAAAACAACUUACUUCAUUACCGGUAGUUGUAUGCUGCUGGUCAUUUGAAAGCUCUUUCUUCUUUUUGCCCAUUAUGUUUUUAAAAAGUAGAUUUCAGAAACCUUACUUAGUAAAUAACACUUUCAUGAUACUAUAGAUCAAUCAACAAAACAACAUAGAGGGUCUGAAAUGUAGUACAUAACAAAACAGAUCCUGAUAAUAUAACCAAAAACAAAACAAACCACUAAAUAUGUAAAUAUAAAUUGUAUUGGAAGUAGAUCAAUAAUUUAUAUAUAGUGAUCUGGAUAUAGAUAAAUGAAAUGUAAUAACAUUUAAAGCAAUACAUAUGUACAAAUAGAAUAAUAUCAGAAACUAUGAGACCACAACAGCUCUCUGGUAUUAUAUGCUGUUUCAAUGUAUCUUUAAGGGUCUUAUAAGUUCAAUCAAUCUUCGAUAAUUGUCAGCAGUAGUGUCUUAUUCUUUUUCUGUUGGACGAUGAGUAUUUCUCAGAGGGAAUUCAUCAGUUGUUUCCUGUCAUCUGUCCAUUCUACAAGAUAUCAAUAUUCACCCAUAAUAUAUUGAUAAUGAUCUGUUUCUAACAUAAUGAGUAAAUGGCCAAUUGGCUCUUUAAAAUAUUUUAUAUCACAUUCAAUGUCCUUUAGCCCUGGUCAAUAAAUAUAAGAAGUGGAAUUUUAAAUACUAUGAACAUGUCUUACAAAUAUUAUUCAAUCAUUAUGACUAGAUAAAGUUCUAAAAUUUAAACAUACGUAAGUUUACCCCUAUUAAAAAGGCAUUAAUACUUCAAAUUCAAAAUGUCUUAACUAUUUCAAGCAAACUCAUCCCCAGUUAUCUUAGUUCUAAUAAUGCAAUUUAAAAAAUCAAUAAAAUGUUCUUAUGUUUAGUGGUUUGUUUUUGGUUAUAUUAUCAGGAUCUGCUUUGUUUUUAUUUAUUAUACAGAGCCAUAGCAUGAGCUCAUUUGUGUGCAAUUUAGUUUUUUAAGUGUAAUUUUUUGGCAGACCUAUAGAUAUUGUUAAACCAAACAAAACACAAAUAUCUUAAAAUGAUAGGUGAGACCCAGAGAGGAUCUUGUGUGCUUGUUGGCAGAAGCUUCGUCUUUCCAACUGCAUGCCUUCACCCUUUUCCUUGCUCUUCUGCAGCGUUAGAGCCACAGGAACAGCUGAGUGGGGGAGAGACAAGGGGCUGCAGCAGAAAGGAAGCGAUGGGGAGAGUCCUGCGGAGGAGGCUAGCCAAGUGCUUUCCCCUGGAGGAUCAAAGGGCAGCACCUUUGGGUGGUGGUGCAGCCUCUUCCCAGAAAGCCAUAACUGUUGAGGGAGUAUUGUGUUAUUCCAAGGCAGAUACUUUCAUUUUUUAAAAAAUUAAUCUUACCUCCAAACUUUAUUCUUGCUGCCCUUUAACCAGACAUGCUGCCCACAGAUUCAGCAUGCAUGUGAUAACUUUAGCAACCCCAAGGUCUCUGUCUGAAUACUGAAUCAAUUCGAGCAACUGUGACAAGUGGCUGCUUCCAACUCCUCUGGCAUAGGCACUGUAUUAACCAUGGUGUCUAACUCAGUUAAGCACAGAGGAUGCAUGUAAUGAGGUCAGUAACCCCUACUGGAGUUAGAAACACAGUUGGAAACCAGGCUCCCAGCUUCUGUCUUCAUACAAUAACUCUACUUGUAAAAUAGCCCUUCCAAGCUAGCUUUGUCUUCAGAAGCAAGCCCUUCUCUUCACAAAGCCUUGAUAGGAAGCACUUUAGUUUCUGAACAUCUUCACAUUUGGUGUUUGGCCAAAGCAAUAUUUCUUAGCUGUUUUAAACCUGAUUGCUUGUUAAUACACUAUCCUUUGACUACAGAUGUUGACAGACAGGCUCAGGCCUAGAAAUCUUCCUGGUUAUAGUCAUCAGAGUCCAGUGUCUCAUUGCCUGCACUUUAAUAUCAGAUCCGUGUUCAAUCCAAAUAAUUUCCUUUAAACAGUUUGAACUAGGAAUAAGUGCUUAUCUGAAUGUGGUGGUAUUCAAAAUGAUAGUUCAAACUGUAAAAGUCCAUAAUAUGGAUGGAUGCUUAACUUAGUCUUGUUUGGCACAAGACUGCCAAUAGAUCAAGAUGUGCAUUAUGUGUAGCAAUAAACUGAAAGACCCUAAUAUAGCUCAUCUCAUGCAACAGUGGAAUGCGUAUCCACUCAGUUCAACAGGAUUCAGAUAAGCACUUAGAUCUACAUGCAGAUGAACAUCUGCAUCAGCUUUUCAAAUGGGAAAAUAUAGAAAGCCUUCACAAGUAUCCUUGGAAAUAAAGUAUAUAAGAUGACACUUCUUACUAAACCAACUUGGUAUACAAGUAUGCAAACUCUUGUGCUGUACAGAAGACAACAGUUAGUUGCUCAUUCUCUUAAGAGGAAUAGAGUGUUAAACUGGGAGUCUGUCUUCCAUUGGGUAGCAUUAAUAAUGGUUUUCUCACUGCUGUGUGUCUGGGUCACUCUGGAGUUAUACACAUUCCUUCCAGCUUUGCAGGUGGCUUGUUAUAAUAAACCAAAAUGGUGUAUGUGUUGCAAGGAAAUCGCUUACGUAAAGCACUAAUCUGUAAAAUGAAUGCCAUGUGGCUCCAGAGACAUUUAAAGCACAAAGUUCUUGUUGAACUACAACUUCUAUCAUCCCCACACACAGUGGCCAAUAGUCAGGGAUGAUGGGAGUUGUAGUUCAAUAUCUGCAGGAGGGUCAAAGCUGUGCAGCCCUGGCCUACUGUGUCAUGUUGCUUGUAUUUGGUGUCCUGACCACCAGAAGGCCUCCUCUCUUCCUAAUGGGAAAAUAGCCAAGAAGUCCUAGCACUUAGGAGCAGACUAAGAGGAAACUGCUCUUCAGUCUACAUCCAUGAUUUUUAUGGAGAUGUUUUGCGCCUUUCCAGAUCUGAUCUUUCAUGUACAUUAAUAAGCUUAAUGUGCAAUCCUAUGUAUUUUUACUGAGAAGUAAAUCCCAAUAUGUUUGGGUAGCUGAUACCCAGGCUGUACCAGAUAAGGUGCAACCAUAAGCUUAUUGGCACCAGUGUACACCAAAACAGCAACCACAAGAGAACAGAGAAGACAGUACUAUGGGCCACCUGGUAUGACCAAAAAAAGGUAUGGUCCCAAAUCAUGACCAAUAUCUGCUGAUUUAUUGUAAUACUUGACUUCACUGGGACACAAGUUGUCCUUUUUUAGGAAUGCGGCCUUUGUUUGGGUGAUAGUUUAAAUGCACAGUUCACUUUCUUAAGGUCAAGUGUGUCUGAAACUGUAUCCGUGCAAAACAGGUCAAUGUUAUUGCUUAACACCUUAAUUAUAAGUUCUUUUUAUGUACAAAUUGUAUUGAUUAAACAUUUGCAAAUUCUCA